Acaulospora colombiana is the source of this 590-nucleotide messenger RNA. The record is from the annotation of a GenBank genome assembly. NCBI's taxonomy places the organism in Eukaryota, Fungi, Glomeromycota, Glomeromycetes, Diversisporales, Acaulosporaceae.
CAUCCCACUAUGGAACAUCUAGUGUCGAAGAAUUGGAACUAAGGGAUACGUGCCUUCGGGAAGAAGGCAUUUCUGAACUUCUUAAACUUCCUCGAGCUCUUAAAAAAUUCAUCUACUCAGAGGAAUCCGCUCAAAUCUCUCGCCACAUCAAUCCCCAUAACUUUAGGCGAUCACUUGAAUGUGUAUCAACGAGCCUCGAGCUCCUUGAUGUGUCAUUAACAAGGUACAAGGCACUCCCUAAUGCCUUAGCUCUCUGGUCCUUCGAGAAUUUCGCUUCCCUUAGGGCUUUGUACAUAAACUACCGACUCGUAUAUGGUCUCGACCCGGAUUCAGCGCCUUGUAUUGCCAAAUCGUUGCCCAAGUCACUCGAGGUAUUGGCGAUGCGUAGGAUCCACGAGAGUAAUAAAUGGACCAAUGAAUCUGUGCUCAAAGUUUGGCAGCGUCUACUGGUCCAGAAAUCCCCGAGCUGCUUGACCCGCCUCCGGGUGAUCGCUCAUCUUACCCAUUACGACCUUUUACUUCCUCUGGCGGAACUAGGAAACACUCGAGGUGUGAGGUUCGCACGUAAAUGGGAAGAAAUGAAGUUAUAA